Messenger RNA from Capronia coronata CBS 617.96, 1641 nucleotides. RefSeq lists its product as uncharacterized. The transcript is spliced from 3 exons. Gene Ontology annotation, molecular function: carbohydrate:proton symporter activity. Gene Ontology annotation, biological process: carbohydrate transport; transmembrane transport. Bases 1 to 1641 code for a protein of 546 amino acids. Lineage: Eukaryota; Fungi; Ascomycota; Eurotiomycetes; Chaetothyriales; Herpotrichiellaceae. Gene Ontology annotation, cellular component: membrane. The record is from RefSeq and is a predicted model, not a curated record.
AUGCCUGCCGGCGGGAUCUCUCUCGCAGCCACUGGCGAUGUCACUCGCGUCGAGGCUCCAGUGUCUUUCCGAGCCUACCUCAUGUGUGCUUUUGCGGCAUUUGGAGGCAUCUUCUUCGGCUAUGAUUCAGGAUACAUCAACGGGGUGAUGGCAAUGCGGUAUUUCGUCCGUGAAUUCGCUGGCAAGCCAUACCCUGGCCCAAAUGCGACUCAGGCCGAGAGGAACGCGUUUCUCGUUCCCUCUGCGCGUCAAUCGCUCAUCGUCUCGAUUCUCUCGUGUGGUACAUUCUUUGGCGCAAUCAUUGCGGGUGACCUUGCCGACUUCAUCGGCCGGCGAACCACAAUCAUCGCAGGCUGCGCCGUCUUCUGCUUCGGGGCGGCUCUCCAGACUGCGUCCUCCUCCUACGGUCUCCUCGUGGCUGGACGUCUGAUUGCGGGCUUUGGUGUUGGUUUUGUGUCAGCUAUCAUCAUCCUGUACAUGUCGGAAAUAUCUCCUCGGAAGGUCCGUGGUGCUUUGGUCUCUGGUUAUCAGUUCUGCAUCACCAUUGGGCUGCUACUGGCGUCCUGUGUCGUGUACGGCACCCAGAACUACCCGGACUCACGUUCAUACCGCAUACCCAUCGCUCUUCAAAUGUUAUGGGCACUCAUCCUGGCAGGCGGGCUCUUCUUGUUGCCAGAAUCGCCACGGUACUUCGUGCGCCGCGGAGACCUCGACAAGGCCACGACCGUUCUGGCACGUCUUCGAGGACAGCCUCGUGAUUCGGAAUACAUCCAGCAAGAGCUUGCCGAGAUCGUAGCAAACCACGAGUAUGAACUUCAGGCCACCCCGCAAGGCGGCUAUGUCGACAGCUGGCUCAACUGUUUCCGAGGAAGUCUCUUCAUGCCUAGCUCCAACUUGCGCCGAACUAUUCUGGGAACAUCCUUGCAAAUGAUGCAGCAAUGGACCGGUGUCAAUUUCAUCUUUUACUUCGGCACGAGCUUUUUCGCCCAGCUCGGAACGAUCAGCAAUCCCUUUUUGAUCUCGUUGAUCACAACUCUGGUCAAUGUUUGCUCGACUCCGCUUUCCUUCUGGAUUAUUGAGCGCUUUGGUCGACGCACGAUCAUGAUCUGGGGUGCUGCCGGAAUGGUGGUAUGCCAGUUUAUCGUCGCCAUCGCCGGAACUGUCGACGGCGGAAACCCCAGCACAGUCAAGGCUGAGAUUGCUUUCAUCUGCAUCUACAUCUUUUUCUUCGCCACCACCUGGGGCCCGGGAGCGUGGGUAGUGAUUGGAGAGGUGUUUCCUCUUCCUAUCCGCUCUCGUGGCGUGGGUCUUUCGACAGCUUCCAACUGGCUCUGGAAUUGUAUCAUCGCAGUCAUCACCCCAUACAUGGUCGGCGCCGACAAGGGUAACCUUGGUCCCAAAGUCUUCUUCAUCUGGGGCUCGCUCUGUGCAUGCGCGUUUGUCUAUGCUUACUUCUUGAUUCCUGAAACCAAGGGUCUCACGCUCGAGCAAGUGGACCGUAUGCUGGAGGAAACCACGCCACGGACUUCAUCGGGAUGGGUGCCAAAGACCACGUAUGCCGCCGAGAUGGGUCUGGAUGAUGCGGGAAGACUUAAGUCGGAGAUCACCGAGGAUGUACAGCGAAGAGGCUCCGCUGUCUGA